This is a messenger RNA of Sphaeramia orbicularis (orbiculate cardinalfish), 3352 nucleotides long. RefSeq names its product mitoguardin 1 (gene miga1). The coding region runs from base 151 to 1914 and encodes 587 amino acids. The transcript has 16 exons. NCBI's taxonomy places the organism in Eukaryota, Metazoa, Chordata, Actinopteri, Kurtiformes, Apogonidae. Gene Ontology annotation, biological process: mitochondrial fusion. The record is from RefSeq and is a predicted model, not a curated record.
UAGAUGGGCUCGCGCGGCUCCUUGGACCUUCACUUACAGCUGAGGUCAGCCGGCAGAGCAGGGACACAUCGACAGCUAACUUCAGGAGCUCCAGAGAAUAGACUCAUGAUGGGGAUAUGAGAGUUUCCAAGUCAUGUAUAGACCACCACAAUGACACAUGAGACCCUCGCAAGUUCACAGCUGUCUGUCAAGGCUGCUGCUUUGCGCAUGGUCGACCUACCCCUCUCCUUCUACAACUCCCUGGCUCAGGUGAGUGUCAGCACAGGUACCAAGAAGCUUGUGGCUGCCACUACCUUUGGUGCCGUGUCACUCCUGUUCCUGGCCCGUCGCUUCCGUAGGAGGAAGGGCAAAAAGAGGAAUCCCCCUCCGCAGUGGGAGCAGGCCAACUUUGAGUUUUUCUCUAAAGCAACUGCAGAGAAUGAUAACGCCAGCCAACAAAACAUUACUCUAUCUCUCAACUCCAAGAAUGGGUACUCCACCGGUCUAGUUCUCACCACAGAAUCCUACAGAAAGCUGUCCCAGUCUCUGCAAAGUCUGACCUCAGUAAAAAGCAUGAACUCAUCCAGCAGCAGCACCUGUGCAAAUGAAUCCACCUGCUGGGACAGACCAGGAGACACUGACAUCUGUAGCAUUGUCAAUUUGCCUGUCACCACGCCAGAAAAUUUGUACCUGAUGGGUAUGGAUUUGUUCGAGGAGGCGUUGAGGCGGUGGGAGGAAGCGCUAACAUUCAGGAGCAGACAAGGUGAGGAUGACGCAAGUUGUGCCUCCAUCAAAACAGGAGCUGGAGACGCCAUCGCUGAGCAGAGCAUGGAGGAUGUCAUCAGCGCAGAGUUCAUCCACAGAUUGAAGUCUCUGCUUCAGCGGGCGUAUCACCUGCAGGAGGAGUUUGAGGGAGUGCUGGGUAUGUCAGAGCCAUCAGUCCACAACAAUAGUCAGGAGAGUUUGUCCAGAGACGAGCUGGACGAUGGCUGUCUGAGAGACAGCAUCAGCAUUGCCUCCACUGAUUCCUUUGUGUCUGCUGCUGAGCUAUCAGAGCACAGAGAGCUGAGGAGCAUCUUGGGUCAUCACCCUUUCUACGAGGAGGCACUGCAGAUGGCAGAGGAAGGCAAGAUCUCCUGCAGGGUUCUGCGAACUGAGAUGUUGGAGUGUCUCGGAGACGUAGAUUUCCUCGCCAAGUUGCACUGUGUGCGACAGGCAUGUCAGCUCAUUUUGUGUGAGAGGGCAACCAGGACAUUUCUGGCUGAUACUGGAAAGAAAACCCUGUCCUCCAUUAUUGUUAAAGCUCACAAGAGUCCAAAGAGAUUUGAAGAAGUGUUUGAAGAGAUGCUUUCGUUCCUGGAGCAUACGGAGCACUGGGAAAACACAGAGGUGGAGCUCGCCACACGAGGGGUGAAACAUUUGAACUUCUACGACAUAGUGCUGGAUUUCAUUCUGAUGGAUUCAUUCGAGGACCUGGAGAAUCCACCAAUCUCCAUCCAGAAUGUAAUCAACAACCGCUGGUUGAACAGCUCCUUUAAGGAAACUGCGGUGGCAUCCAGCUGUUGGUCAGUGCUGAAACAGAAGAGACAACACAUGAAGGUGUCUGAUGGCUUCAUUGCUCAUUUCUACACGGUGUGUGAACAGAUCAGCCCGGUCCUGGCCUGGGGCUUCCUUGGGCCAAAGAGUUCACUGCACGACUUCUGCUGCUUCUUCAAGGAUCAGGUGCUGUACUUUCUGAAGGACAUUUUCGAUCUGGAUAAGGUGCGUUACUGCUCAGUGGAGAGUCUGGCUGAAGACAUGCUCCACCUGCUGCACCGACGCUCUGAACUACUGCUGGCCUACCUGGGAGCAGACUCCCUGCGCCAUCUGAACAGCUGCAACUCCCCCCAGGUACAGCUGCUGCCCAAUGCCCUCCUCGAGGCUAGAGUACAGUAAGACGUCCAGUCACAUCCCGUCCAUUUAAGUCAUCAAACCCUCAGCAUUUGUUCUACGUUGCCUUCACACCAACUGUCGGACCAAAGAAAACUAUCCGUAGGUGUGAUUUAUUUUUUUGUUUUGCUAUGAUGGCUAUGGAAACAUUACCUGAGGUUCAACUUAGUUCAGGAACAUUAUUGUAAAACUAAAAUUAAUGACUGAUGUCCAAAAUUCACAUUUCCCAUCAUCUCCGAAUACACUGAACCAGCUGUUUGCCUUUUUUGGUGCAGCCGCCUCUUCCUCAACGUGCCAUGGUCUGUGCACAUCAAAUGAUCAUAGCAAUAAUAUUUAAAAAUGAAUUCAAAUGACAUGGAUUGUUGUUGUAGUUAGCACAUUGUACAAGCCCAGGCAUAUUUAUUGCAUUUCAGAGUAGUAUAUUUAUUUUAUUACACAAGUAAGUGAUGCAGGAUAUAUUUUUAGAAGUAGAUGGGCCUAUAUGCAGAAGGGAAUUGUGCUCAGUGUAAACAUACAGUAGAGCAGUGUGAAUAUCUGCUAUGAUAAACUUUAUAUACAUCCUACUAAACAUUAGCAAUGCAAAUGAUCUAUAUUAAAUGUGCUUUGUUUUGAUGUCAGCACAUUGUCCAGGGAAACCAUGGAAAAAAAGGGAAGUGUAAACAUGUUAAAGCAGUUCACCAGUAUUGUAUCAUCACUGAAAUGUUAGUGUUCGUCAUUUUUUAUGAUUGUACUUUUGGCUUCUGUAUAGGGAAACACCAUAUUUGUGCAAUGUUUAAAUAAAUGAAACCCUACAUCUGCAGCCAUCAUUAGUGGCAAAAAAAAAAAAAAAAAAAGUCAAACAACCUGCUGUCCAUGGAAGUUACCCCUGAAGCCUUAUCAAUGCACAUGUUCAAGCCUUGUCUGCAGUGAAUGUCAGUACUGUAAGAAAUGUUAACCUGUAACAUGUGAAAACUGCUUGUCUGCUCUGCUGAGACGUCACUGCCAUGUACACAAUAUGCACAUGAGCAAUACAUGUAAUAUGUCCCAGUGAUAGGACAAAGUCUAGUAUGGUAAUAUAAAUGCAGUCUGGAGUACAUUUCAUUAGGGAUGCACUAAUUUAAUACUAUGCAGUGGCACAGAUUCCAAAACUGGCACUAUUUAAGAAGUUGUGUAUUCACAACUAGUCCAUGCCAAUGAACAAAUAUUUAAUAAUUAAACAUUGUUUUGCCAACAAUGACAUUCAGAAGCACCCAGUUAAGUUUUGUGCCCCAGCAGAGACCUACAAAGAGCCUAUGUCUCUGAAGUGAGUCACAUGAGCAGAAUUCAGGCAUUACUUGUGGAAAGGAACUGCAUUAAAAAGGAGUUUUGGAUUUUUGCAUUUCUACAUUGUUGGAAUGACCCGUUUGUCCACAGAAAAGUGUUCAUUUUUGUGUAAAUUCAAGCAAAUAAAGAUUUAAGAUUCUUA